ACCCGGACCAAUUACUGCUGCGAAAAGUAAUUAGGGAGCAGGACAAGGAGUAAAAAUCAGGAUGGACGGAAGAGGAGGAUAAAGAAUUUUAAGCAACACAGGGAUUUGUAGACUAGAGAGAGAGAGAGCAGCACGCAUUGUCAUUUUGCACACAUAUGUCCUAAAAUGGACACCGUACCCACUCUAACAAAUCUUAGUCGCAUGGAUAUGACGUCACAGCCUGCUCAAUGUCACUUCGUUUCUCUAGGUAGCUAGAACUCAUAGUGGAUCCCUUUUCUACUAUAAAUAUGAGUUUAGGACUUCUGGAAUCGCAGUUAAGGCUGAAGGUCUUUGGCAGACUGCAAGUAAUUCGGCAACAUUUGCUGUGGGAAGAAGAUCCUGAAACCUAUCUGGUGAUUAUUAAAGGAGUUGGGGGCAAAGCAUUCUGUGCUGGUGGGGACAUCAGAGCUGUUACAGAUGCAGGAAAAGCUGGAGACAGACUUGCGCAAGAUUUUUUCAGAGAAGAAUAUAUUCUAAACAAUGCUAUUGGUACUUACAAGAAACCUUAUGUUGCAUUAAUUGAUGGAAUAACAAUGGGAGGUGGCGUGGGUCUGUCAGUCCAUGGACAUUUCAGAGUAGCAUCUGAGAACACUCUCUUUGCAAUGCCUGAGACAGCAAUAGGGCUGUUUCCGGAUGUUGGAGGAGGGUACUUUUUGCCUCGACUUCCUGGGAAGCUCGGCUUGUAUCUUGCACUUACUGGAUUCCGAUUAAAGGGAAGUGAUGUACAGAAGGCUGGAAUUGCAACCCACUUUGUUGAAUCGGAAAAGAUUCCAUCCCUUGAACAAGAUCUUGUUGCCAUGAAGUGCCCUUCGAAAGAGAACGUUGCUGAUGUGCUGGAUUCUUAUCAUAAUAAGAGUUAUGCUGCUCAGGACAAGCCAUUUGUACUUGCCGAACAUUUGGACAAGAUAAACAGCUUAUUCUCUGCCAGCAGUGUAGAAGCAAUCAUUGAAAAUCUGAGAUGUGAUGGCUCUUCUUUUGCAUUGAAACAGCUUCAGACACUUUCCACUAUGUCGCCAACAUCCUUAAAAAUUACGUUCCGGCAGCUCAAGGAAGGUUCUUCCAUGUCAUUACAAGAGGUACUUACUAUGGAGUACCGACUUAGCCAGGCCUGCAUGAAAGGAUACGAUUUUUAUGAAGGUGUAAGGGCUGUUUUGAUUGACAAAAACCAGAAUGCCAAGUGGAAUCCUGAGUUAUUAGAAGAAGUGACAGAUGAUUAUAUAGAUAGCUAUUUCACAUCCCUUGGAAACAGUGACCUCAAGCUGUAAUCCAGACAAUUUUCCCUAAAUAAAAAAAAUCUGAUUUAUUUUGUAUGGAUAUUUAUGGGUUUUUUUUAUCAGUUUUUGGGUUUGUAAACUUGAGAUUGUUUUUCUAAUUCGAAUAAAUUCACAUUUUGAAUGUUUGCUUAUUUAUUAAUUAAAGAAACCCUGUUCAAAUAAAAAAACUGAAAUACCUUGAAUUUUCAAGUUUACAAACUUGAAUAAAACUCAAAAAACUAGAAAAUUUCGAAUUGAAAAUAUGGCUUGACUCUGCCUAGGACAACUCCCAUUGACUUCUAUAUAAGCAAGUUUUAGAUGGCAAAGUUUUCCCAUUUUAGUUUUCACUUUUUUCGCAUUUAAUAAACAGUUGAGCUUUCGAAACAAAAUUAGAAAUUGUUUGAGUUUUAACCCUGACAAAACUCAAAAUGUAUAAAUGUGGGAGCAGAUGUAAAUAUAAAAUCGUUCACAAUAAAUUUGGUAUUCAUUUAA
Molecule: messenger RNA, 1784 nt
Organism: Xenopus tropicalis (tropical clawed frog)
Lineage: Eukaryota; Metazoa; Chordata; Amphibia; Anura; Pipidae
Gene: hibch
Product: 3-hydroxyisobutyryl-CoA hydrolase
Exons: 13
Coding region: 288-1304 (338 amino acids)
Biological process (GO): L-valine catabolic process
Cellular component (GO): mitochondrion
Molecular function (GO): 3-hydroxyisobutyryl-CoA hydrolase activity
Source: RefSeq, a predicted model, not a curated record